GACGCGCGAGACGCGCAGAAAAGUUGUACGAAACUAGUGUCAACAAAAAUAGCCGCCGCAGGCGUUCAACGAAGCUUGGGUAGCGUGAGUCGCAACCGGCCAAGCAAUCAAAAGGCUGCUGCAAAAUUAUCGAAAGUUUCGCAAACUUUAGUGCAUGCCCCAUCUUACCUCAUUUGAUUGACAUCGGUAGCUACGCUGGCCGCACGUUGACCAUGAAUGACAAGCCCGAAGCCGACAAAUGGGUAAUGAAACAAGGCCCGAAGUACAAGCAACGUUACCGCAAGGAGUGGGAAGAAUGUCCGGCCUUUCGGGGCUGGCUGGCACCUGUGGCGGAGAAUGCCUGCAUAGCGUUCUGCAAGAACUGCAAAAUCACUUUCACGGCCAAGCUGAGUGACAUCCGGUCCCACUCGACCUCACGCAAGCACCAGAAGGCCAUGCAGGGGCAGCUGCCACGCAAGCGUAUGUCAACCGUCCUCAGGCUUCAGGGCAUCGAGUCACUUGAUGUGAGCAACAUAGUGAGCCUGUACCGGGAGAUAGCCCGAGUACCAGAGGCACGAGAUGCAUUUGUGCAACUGGGCCAGGAUGGUCAGUCCUUGACUCUGCACACCCUGUGGGAGGUACGCGAUGUGGAACAGGGGGAACAGGCCCGCUUCUCUCGCCACCACCUGGGCUUGUUCGAUGAGCAGAACAAGCUAUGCUUCCAGGCUGUUGGUCAUCCUCAGGACUGUUCAUCUGAAAUUUUAACAGCAUUUUCUCAGUCUGGAUCAUACAAGGCUGUCUUGAGGAAAGUCACCAAGAAAGGAGAACCCAAACAGAUGAUGGAGUUUUGGGACCAGAAUAUGAAGCUGGACUCAGUGGACUUGGAAGCUGUGAAUGCUCACGGCAAGGUCCAUGAGAGUGGAACUUUCAGCAGCUUCUCAUGGUCCAACAGUGAGAACCAGCUACUCUACGUUGCUGAGAAGAAGCAGCCCAAGCGAGCAUCCUACUUCAGCCGCACUGAAAAAGAAGUUGAGAAGGGUACAGAAUUCUUGUACCGAGACAGCUGGGGUGAGUGUCACGUGGACCACUACCAGCCUGUGCUGUGCACCAUCAAUGUGUACAGCAGCGCCAUCAAUGUGCUGGACAACCUGCCCGAGAACAUCUCACCAGGGCAGGCCGUGUGGGCUCCUGAAGACCUGGGCAUCCUCUUUGUUGGCUGGGAGGGCAGCCCCUGGAAGUUGGGGCUUAUCUACUGCAACAACCGCAGGUCUCGCUUGUAUUACUACGAAUUUGAGACAGACAAUUACGUCACUAUUGGCGACACGAACAAGAGCAUCUGCUCGCCACGGUUUAGCCCGGAUGGCAACACGCUCGUGUACUUGCAGUCGGAGGCUGGAGGGCCCCACUUCCAAGCCUGCCAGCUGGUCAAGUGCUGCUGGGAGACCAAGCAAACGUUGAUUGUAGUCGACAGGGUUAGUACGCCAAUAGGCAACGAGUUCCCUGGUCUGUACCUGGAUGCACUCCCACAGAAUUGCUUCAUCGGUGACGGCAACACUGUAGUGCUUUCCACUUGCUGGCAUAGCAAAUGGGAGGUUAUUGGCAUCAACCUCACAUACAGCAGUAUCACAAAGCUCAGUAAAGAUGAAACCGUUGGCUGCUGGCAAGUUCUGACUGUGAAGGAAAACUUCGUCGUUGCUUGUCUUUCUGCUCUCAACUCUACACCCCAUGUGGUUGUGGGUGCACUCACGGAAAAUAAUGAUGUGAAAACAUGGAUACCCAUCGAACCAGACGACAACAAGGUGUCUGGUAUUAGCUGGUACAUCCUGCAGUUCUCACCGCCAGAUGAGUCAAAUAUGAUAUUUGAAGCUACCCUUGUGACGCCAAAGAACGAGACAGACCUGCCUCUCAUAGUGUGGCCCCACGGUGGCCCUCACAGCUCCUUUCAUGCUGGCUUCGACCUCUACCCCAUUCUCUUCGUCAAGUGUGGAUUUGCUGUGCUGCUUGUGAAUUACAGAGGAUCCAAGGGAUUUGGAGAGGACAAUCUCCAAUCGCUAUUGGGAAAGAUUGGUCAGCAAGACGUAUUUGAUGUUCAGUGCGCAGCUGAAGUGGCAGCUCAGCGAGAUGAGAUCAAUCCAGACAAGAUGAUCAUAUUUGGUGGUUCUCACGGAGGCUUCUUGGCAUGCCAUGCUAUUGGCCAGUUCCCGAGCUUUUAUAGGGCAUGUGCAGUUCGUAACCCUGUCGUGGACCUUUCAUCCAUGGAUGGAACUGACAUUCCCGACUGGCGUUGCGUUGAGAGUGCCGCAAUCCCAGACUACACAACAAGUUGUGUGCCGGAGCCCAAGCAGUUGGAGCAGAUGUGGAACAAGUCCCCCAUGAAGUUUGUCAAAAAUGUGCGUGUUCCAACCUUGGUCAUGGUGGGCAAGAAUGACCUGCGGGUGCCAAUGACACAAGGCAUGAAGUUCUACAAAACGCUUCUUGCCCAGGGAGUCAGUUCACAGCUGUACACGUAUGAGGACAACCAUUCAAUAUCCAAAGUCAAUGCAGAAGCAGACAUGUUUGUGAAUACUGUCCUUUGGUUCAAGAAAUUCAUCAACUAAGUUGGAUGUAUCAGCAAAAAGUGCCUGUAGAGACAAGCGUCUACCGUGCUGCAUCGUGGAAAAAGAAAGAAAAACUUCUGUCAAUUAAUUUUUAUUGCUAGAAAGAUGUGCACAUAGAAUCAUGUGAAUCCAUGCCAGGUUCUCUUUAUACGUUCAGCCAGCGCAAUGUUAAUGGUGUGCAGGAUUGCAAGUUCUCAUAAAGAUGAGUGUUUUAUGUUGAUGUUACAAAUAAAACUGGAAAGUUGCAAUAUUGCA
Molecule: messenger RNA, 2831 nt
Organism: Dermacentor andersoni
Lineage: Eukaryota; Metazoa; Arthropoda; Arachnida; Ixodida; Ixodidae
Product: acylamino-acid-releasing enzyme-like
Biological process (GO): proteolysis
Molecular function (GO): serine-type endopeptidase activity
Source: RefSeq, a predicted model, not a curated record